Rhagoletis zephyria (snowberry fruit fly) is the source of this 1781-nucleotide messenger RNA. It is a transcript of the gene TfIIEalpha, whose product is annotated as transcription factor IIEalpha. Lineage: Eukaryota; Metazoa; Arthropoda; Insecta; Diptera; Tephritidae. The record is from RefSeq and is a predicted model, not a curated record. Gene Ontology annotation, cellular component: transcription factor TFIIE complex. Gene Ontology annotation, biological process: transcription initiation at RNA polymerase II promoter.
UCACGAAUUUUUCUUUGUUUUCACCCGAAUGCGCGCGUCAAAACUGAAAUUUCGUUCGGAUUCCACCUCCCUUGCGUGUUGCUAAGCUGUGGAAAAUAAGGUUGUGUUGUUAUUGCGUAGUAAAUGUAGCUGCAACAUGUUGUAAUUGAAGGCCUUUGAUAUUCGGUUCUCCUGAACAAUGGCUAAUGCCACCGAAACCAAGUAUGUCACCGAAGUACCAAGCAGUCUAAAGCAACUGGCUCGUCUUGUUGUCCGCGGCUUUUACUCGAUCGAAGAUGCGCUCAUAAUUGACAUGUUGGUGCGAAAUCCUUGCAUGAAGGAAGAUGAUAUUGCAGAGCUAUUACGUUUCGAAAAGAAACAAAUGCGCGCACGUAUCUCAACUUUGCGCAAUGACAAAUUUAUACAGAUCCGUUUAAAAAUGGAGACAGGACCUGAUGGCAAAGCACAAAAGGUCAACUACUAUUUCAUUAAUUAUAAGACAUUUGUGAAUGUUGUCAAAUAUAAAUUGGAUUUGAUGCGCAAGCGUAUGGAAACAGAAGAACGUGAUGCCACCAGUCGUGCCAGUUUCAAAUGCACAAACUGCGAUAAAACAUUUACGGAUCUCGAAGCCGAUCAACUCUUUGAUUUCACAACAGGCGAAUUCCGCUGUACAUACUGCGGCAGUCCUGUGGAGGAAGACAGUUCUGCGAUGCCAAAGAAAGACUCGCGUUUAAUGCUGGCGCGAUUUAACGAGCAAUUACAACCACUUUAUGAUCUAUUACGGGAAGUGGAAGGCAUUAAGUUAGCGCCGGAAAUACUUGAACCCGAACCUGUUGAUAUCGACACAAUACGAGGCCUGAACAAACCUCUCAAUCAGCGGCCUGAUGGUCAACAAUGGUCCGGAGAGGCGACACGUAAUCAAGGUUUUGCAGUCGAAGAAACGCGUGUUGAUGUUAGUAUUGGCGGCGAUGUACAGGAAGCUGUUACCGAACGUAAGGCACGCCCAGUCUGGAUGACAGAGAGUACGGUUAUAACGGAAGACAAUCAUGAUGCCACCGAUGCCAUUUUGAACGAAGCGGCACAAUCAUCCACGCAGCAUACGAUUAGCGUGGGUGGUUCAACAAAUAAUCGCAGCAAAAAGGAGAAUGAAGAUAUUAUGUCGGUGUUGCUACAACACGAAAAGCAAACCAAUCAAAAGGAUUCUCCAGCAAAAGGACUUAAAUAUGGAUCGUCGAACGCAGACUCUAGUGAUUCUAGUGAUGACGACAAGGACAUAGAUAAUAUGAAAAUACCCAAAGUUGAUUACAAUAACUUUAUCAAUUCCGAAUCAGAAGACGAUGAUGACGAUAUUCCUACAGUGCAUGUUUCCGGACGACCACAUCCAAUCGAUCAAAUCAAUGAUGAACUUAUAGCUCAAAUGACGCAGCAAGAAAAAGAAAACUAUAUACACGUUUAUCAACAGCACUACAGCCAUAUUUACGAUUAAAUUGCCAAUUUUCUGAAUUGGCACACACAUUUAUGUAAAUUGGUUGUCAAUUUUUGAAUUAUAUUUUUUAUUAGUUCAAUCUUACUUAAACUUUACUGCAAUUUAUUUAAUUUCGUUUUAUUUGCUGUUGAAGUUCAUUAUAAUUGAACUUAUGACAAGGAAAGUAUAGGUAUGCACCUUCAUAAAGAAAAAAUAGAGGGAGCAGUUUUAUUUAAAAUCAUGCCAACAUUUGUUAGCAGUAAUCAAGAUGAGUUAUUUAAACAAAAAUCAUUUAAAAAUAAAAACGAAAAUGUUUAAAAAGUGCAUUUAAACUUAA